AUGCGCUACUCUCCCUUGACGAACCUCUUGGCGGGAUCCGCUGUCUGGGCCGCCUCCUGCAGCGCCGUGACGCUCUACGCCGCCGACUCGGGCGGAAAUGUGACCACCCUCUCGUUGACGGGAUCCGGCGACACCUACAGCUUAUCCGUCGCCUCCAAGACGGCCGAGUGCGAUGUCAACCCGUCCUGGCUCACCCUGGACGCCGCCAACAGGGUCCUCUACUGCCUCGACCGGGGCUCUAACUCGGUCCCCAACGGCUCCCUAAACUCCUUCUCCAUCGGGGAUGGGGGUGCCCUGACCCGCAUCGCUCGGGUCUCGGCGCCCUUCAGCGGUGUCGCUGGCGAGAUUGUGACGACCGAGUCUGGAGCUCGCGGAUACGUCUCUUGCUCGUACAACCGAAGCGCAGCCGCCGUCUUCGCCCUGGGCGACAACGGCGCCCUCCCGGGCACGGGGCCGCUUCAGGAGUUCUUCCCGACCCUCGAGGCCCCCGGCCCCGUCACCUCCCGCCAGGACACGAGCUACCUGCACCACGUCAUCGUCGACCCCAAGAACCAGUACGUCCUGCUCGCUGACCUCGGCGGCGACCGCGUCCGCGUCUACACCAAGGACCCGGACAACGUCGCCCCCAUCACCGAGGUCGACGGCCUCGUCACGGGCCCCGGCGUCGGCCCCCGCCACGGCGUCUUCAAGACCGCCGCCAACGGCGACAUCUUCUUCUUCUUCAACGGCGAGCUCGACCAGAACAUCUACUCGUACAAGGUCGAGUACACCCCCACCGGCCUCGCCUUCACAAAGGUCUUCUCCAUCCCCUCCGUCAACGCCGACUACCCUGCGACCAAGGCUCCGACAAGCGAGAUUGCCAUCACUCCCGACCAGAAGUUCAUCAUCGUCUCCAACCGCGAUGUGUCUUUCCGCGACUCGCCCGUCCUCGGCUCUGGUCCCUCCGACACCAUGUCGACCUUUGCCAUCAAGGAGGACGGCACGCUCGAGCUCGUCCAGCUCGCUCCCUCCGGCGGCUGGUCCCCUCGCCAGUUCUCCAUCAACAAGGCCGGCGACCUCCUGGCCAUCGGCCACCAGAACAACCGCACCGUUGUCAUCUGGAAGCGCGACCUCGUCUCGGGCAAGAUCAUCCCCGAGGCCGAGGGCGGCAAGGUCGGCCAGGUCACCCUCACCGGCGCUGUCGUCGCCACCAUCUUUGAUGAGUAG
Molecule: messenger RNA, 1206 nt
Organism: Colletotrichum higginsianum IMI 349063
Lineage: Eukaryota; Fungi; Ascomycota; Sordariomycetes; Glomerellales; Glomerellaceae
Product: YkgB
Exons: 3
Coding region: 1-1206 (401 amino acids)
Molecular function (GO): protein binding; 6-phosphogluconolactonase activity
Source: RefSeq, a predicted model, not a curated record